AUGAUAUUGUGGACGUAUGUGAUGUUGGUGAGAGGAGUCUGGUCGAUUGUGUUACCCCAGGAAGAUGAAAUCUUCGUGGUGAGGCUGAAGCAAGGAGCUAUCCAGGGAUUCAAGGAGGAAGCCGUUAACGGAAGGAGUUUCUACGCUUUCAAGGGCAUUCCUUACGCCCAGCCUCCGGUUGAUGACCUCAGGUUUAGAGACCCUGUGGCGGCUGGGGCGUGGGAAGGCACGAGAGACGGCAAGGUGCAACCACCUGUCUGUCCCCAGCUGGACACUGACUCCUUUCUUGAAGGUCAAGUGAAGGUCAAGGGUGAGGAAGACUGCCUCUUCCUCAACGUCUUCACACCUCAGUAUGUUGACAACAGUCUCCCGGUGAUGGUAUGGAUCCAUAGCGGAGCUUUUACCGUGGGAGGAGCUGACGAAUACUCUCCCAGCGUCCUACUGACGAGGGACGUGGUGCUCGUCACUAUUCAAUAUCGUCUUGGAACUUUAGGUUUCUUGUCGACGGAGGACUCAGUGCUGCCAGGUAACCUGGGGUUGAAAGACCAGACUCUGGCUCUGCGCUGGGUGCAGGACAAUAUUCAAGACCUUGGCGGUGAUCCUAACCAGGUCACCAUCUUCGGCCAGAGCGCCGGUGCCGCGUCAGCCCAUCUCCAGGUGCUGUCACCGCACUCCAGAGGGUUAUUCCGGCGUGCGAUAUUGCAGUCCGGAUCAUCGCUGAGUCCCUGGGCUCUACGAAGCGACCACAAACAAGUCGCUACCGCCAUCGGUCUGGCGUUCAACUGCUCUGAUGCAGAAGAAACACUUGGUGCCCUCGUCUCUAAAGAAUUACUGUUGUGUCUCCAGAAACAGCCCCUAGAUGACUUGGUAGCCAUUCCUUCAGCCUUCGUGGUGUGGCUGAACAACCCCUCCGUGAUGACGCCCAGAGUGGACUGGGAUUUCCUGCCUGAUUAUCCAGAGGUCCUAUUAAAAUCCAGACGAUACAACAGGGUGGACAUCAUAUCCGGAGUCACCAAGGAUGAAGGAGCACUCGCUGCUACACCGGUUCUCAUGUUCCCGGAAGUGAAGGAGCCUUUGACACAAGAUCUGAAUACCAUCGGAUCUGUCGCUAUGAACUUCGACGACGAGGACCCCAGUCUUAAACUUGCUGAGCGAGCCUUCGAACACUACCAUUGUGGUCACAUCAGUGUAAAUGCUUCCAAGCCUCUGGUCAAGCUGUUUGGUGACCGGGGUUUUAACGUGCCUCACCACGAGACAACUCGCCUACACUCCCAGAGUAUUGCUCUGGGAAACCUGGUAUUCGCUUACGUGCUUCAACACCGUGGCCAGUACAGCCUCACUGACGCUUACAACACUACCAUCACAGAUCAAUGGGUGAGCCACGGAGACGACUUGCAAUAUCUGUUUGAGGGUGCAGCCUCCUUACCCACUUUAGACACACCUGAAGACCUUCAACUGCGGGAACUGAUGGUCUCACUCUGGACCAACUUUGCCUCCAUGGGGAAUCCGACCCCAAACAACUCUCUGGGAGUAUUAUGGCAGCCGGUGACACCCACAAACAUCUCGACGUUGGCCUUGAUCACAACACCCGCCAUGAUCCCUCUCAAUGCUGAGGUUCUCGAGUUUUGGAAGAGUCUACCGACUAAAGAAAAUCAGAUGUUAUACCCUGAGAGGUUCCGCAAACCUUGGAAGCCUAUACCAGGCCCUUGGCAUCCUUCUCCUCUGCAGCGUCCAAAUUAUUUCCACCAACCAGCCAACUUUUUCACUUGGUACUUCCGACAUUUCCCUAAUUUGUUGCGUCUUUCUUAUCGUCCUUGAAGACUUUUUUCCUUAGUUGAACACCAGUUUUACUGCUGGAACACAGACUUGUUCUCCGUCAUCCAUUACGACUUUCCUCCUAAACUGAACGAUAGUUUCACUGCAGAACCUUAUACUUCAUCUACUUUAACGACUUUGAUCCCAGACUGAACGAUGAAAUCACUACUCGGUCACCUAGCUCUUCAA
Messenger RNA from Cherax quadricarinatus, 2004 nucleotides. The record is from RefSeq and is a predicted model, not a curated record. Lineage: Eukaryota; Metazoa; Arthropoda; Malacostraca; Decapoda; Parastacidae.